This is a messenger RNA of Magallana angulata, 2201 nucleotides long. RefSeq names its product transforming growth factor-beta-induced protein ig-h3-like. The record is from RefSeq and is a predicted model, not a curated record. The coding region runs from base 118 to 2034 and encodes 638 amino acids. NCBI's taxonomy places the organism in Eukaryota, Metazoa, Mollusca, Bivalvia, Ostreida, Ostreidae. The transcript has 12 exons. Gene Ontology annotation, molecular function: cell adhesion molecule binding. Gene Ontology annotation, cellular component: extracellular matrix. Gene Ontology annotation, biological process: extracellular matrix organization; cell adhesion.
GAUGCCCUGUCGGGAACCCACUGAUAUAUUUCGUAUUCUUAAAAGAAUGAGAAUGAACAUGGACACAUUUUCAUGACGGAUGUUAAAAAGGAUUACAUAAAUUGAAAUGCUAUAAAUAUGUAUCGGAAUUGCUUUUGUCUUCACAUUUUUUCUCUUACACACCACAACUUUAAGCCACCCAUGAUGAUCGCUUUAGUAGCUUUGACCGUGUUUGUGCAGAGUGUGUUUGGAGGAAACCUGGUAGAGGUUUUACAAAACGACGGGGAGACGACUUUAAUAUCUCUUGUCAAGCAAGCCGGUCUGGCUGACGCUCUCUUAUCAGGUAUUUUGCAUGAUAUAGUUAAUUUGUAUUUCAAAAAAUUGUUGUUUAAAUUAUUUUGUCAACGAGCAGGACAACUGAUGAAUACUAAUAUGAGUUGUUUUACUAUUACAGGAGAGUACACCAUAUUUGCUCCAACAAAUGCUGCAUUCUCCAAACUUCCCCAGUCUGUCCUUGACGGUCUACAGAGAGAUACCGCCGCCUUGGCAAAUAUACUGAAAUACCACGUGGUCAAAGGUUCCAUUCACAAGGCCGAUGCAUCCAAUGAGCUUCAGUUGGAGACUUUGGCUGGAACCAAAAUCAGAUUUAACAUCUAUAAUCACAAUCACGUGGUGACUGUGGAAGGAUCCAAAAUCACACACUUUGACCUGACCGCCUCAAAUGGUAUGGUGCACGUGAUUGACACUGUAAUGAUGCCUCCUUCAGGAAGCAUUGUGGAUUUGGUGGCCGGCAACAGCGACCUGAGCACUCUUCUGUCUCAGGUCCAAUCAGCAGGAUUGGCCGGGGCACUACAGGGAGAUGCUCUAACGGUAUUUGCACCAACCAACGCUGCAUUUAAUAGACUUGGCAGUCAUGUAUUAAACAAUCUGAAAAGCAACCCACAGCUUCUGAAAGAAAUUCUGGAGUACCACGUCGUUCCUCACACUGAAUACUCAGCUGGAUUGUACAACCGAGAACACCUCGCAACUCUAGAUUCUCACCAUGACGUCAUCAGACUUGGAGUCAGUACUAAUGGUGUUGUUAUUAAUCACCGUGCUCACGUGACAAAAGCCGACAUUAGCGCCACCAACGGUGUUGUACACAUCAUUGAUCACCCACCCAUGAUGAUCGCUUUAGUAGCUUUGACCGUGUUUGUGCAGAGUGUGUUUGGAGGAAACCUGGUAGAGGUUUUACAAAACGACGGGGAGACGACUUUAAUAUCUCUUGUCAAGCAAGCCGGUCUGGCUGACGCUCUCUUAUCAGGAGAGUACACCAUAUUUGCUCCAACAAAUGCUGCAUUCUCCAAACUUCCCCAGUCUGUCCUUGACGGUCUACAGAGAGAUACCGCCGCCUUGGCAAAUAUACUGAAAUACCACGUGGUCAAAGGUUCCAUUCACAAGGCCGAUGCAUCCAAUGAGCUUCAGUUGGAGACUUUGGCUGGAACCAAAAUCAGAUUUAACAUCUAUAAUCACAAUCACGUGGUGACUGUGGAAGGAUCCAAAAUCACACACUUUGACCUGACCGCCUCAAAUGGUAUGGUGCACGUGAUUGACACUGUAAUGAUGCCUCCUUCAGGAAGCAUUGUGGAUUUGGUGGCCGGCAACAGCGACCUGAGCACUCUUCUGUCUCAGGUCCAAUCAGCAGGAUUGGCCGGGGCACUACAGGGAGAUGCUCUAACGGUAUUUGCACCAACCAACGCUGCAUUUAAUAGACUUGGCAGUCAUGUAUUAAACAACCUGAAAAGCAACCCACAGCUUCUGAAAGAAAUUCUGGAGUACCACGUCGUUCCUCACACUGAAUACUCAGCUGGAUUGUACAACCGAGAACACCUCGCAACUCUAGAUUCUCACCAUGACGUCAUCAGACUUGGAGUCAGUACUAAUGGUGUUGUUAUUAAUCACCGUGCUCACGUGACAAAAGCCGACAUUAGCGCCACCAACGGUGUUGUACACAUCAUUGAUCACGUUCUUAUUCCAGCCCGCCAUAUCUUUUCUUCGAUAUUGGGAAGAAAGUAAUUAUUUGAACAAACCAUUACGACAUUUUCACAUUUUUCACCUCAUGCCUUUGUUCAUAGCAUCACACUUUGCAAAUGCUAUCGUACAUUUUGUUAUUUAAUAUGCUUAUUGUUACCCACUGAGUGAAAACACAAAUGUUUUGCAAUAAAUAAUGUCAAAACGGAAAA